Messenger RNA from Rotaria sp. Silwood1, 1065 nucleotides. The record is from the annotation of a GenBank genome assembly. NCBI's taxonomy places the organism in Eukaryota, Metazoa, Rotifera, Eurotatoria, Philodinida, Philodinidae.
AUGCAAUUUGUUCAUACAAAAACACAAACAAUAAAUACAAAACGAAAUAAUAAUAAUAAUAAUUCUAUAUUAUUUCAUGAUGAUGAAGAUCUUGAAAUAUCUUUAUCAUCAAUGUCAAUUGGUUUAAGUUCAAAACUUCGUACAUAUUUAUCAAGUCGACAUUGUUGUGAUUGUCGUCUUAUUUAUACAUGUAAUGGUUUAUCAUCAUCUGUUUUAUGUCAUCGUCUUGUAUUAAGUGCAUCAUCAAUAUAUUUUCGUUUAUUUUUUAAAUAUAAUCAACCAAAAUCAACAUAUGAUUCAAGUCAACAAUGUUAUUUAAAUGAAUAUCAUUGUACAUUUAAUUUUACAGAAAAAACAUUAUUAACAUGUAUUGAUUUAUUAUAUGCUGAUGAAAAUUUACAAAAAAGUCCACAACAAUUAUUAUUUUAUGAUGAUUUAUUAAAUGGUAUGAUGUUUCUUGGUUUACCUGAUGAAUAUUUUAUUAAAAUAUUAAUAUUAUUACGUACAAAAUUAUUAUCAUUAACAGGUGAUGUUGAAAAACAUCAUUUAAUAUCAUCAGUUUCGAAAUCACAAUUAAAUGAAAAAUUUAAAAAAGCAUUUCUUGCACGUUCACUUUGUUUAAUUAAUAAUCGACAUGAAUUUAUUUAUGGAAUUAAACAUAUAUAUAAUGAUCGAUCAUAUUAUGAUUCAAAUCGACAUAUAAUUAUAUUAAAUGGUUAUAAAAAUAAUAAAUUAACAUAUAAAGGUUUAAUAUUUCAAGCAAAUGCACAAUUUUCAACUGAUUGUGCAUCAUUUUGGUUUACUUGUCAACGUGCAUUUCGUUCGUUUAAUACAAUACGUGCACGACAAGCAACACUUUAUGUAUAUGAUGGUAUUAAUCAAACAAUUAUUGAACGUAUACCAAAUCCUGAUUGUAAACAAAUGGGUUAUCAAUUACGAUUACCUCGUGGAAAAUUAGUCUUAAGUAAUUUUAUAAUGAAUUGUUAUCAAGUUGUUAUUAAACAAACAUUUCCAUUAUAUGAACAUGUUGCAUUUAAUUUUGUUAUUGAAUUAUUUAGAGAUUGA